Molecule: messenger RNA, 2617 nt
Organism: Chrysemys picta bellii (western painted turtle)
Lineage: Eukaryota; Metazoa; Chordata; Testudines; Emydidae
Source: RefSeq, a predicted model, not a curated record
GCUGUGGCAAUGUUUUAACAUUGGUAGUGAAGACAUACCCUUAGUGUCUGCAGACUGUACAGCUUCCCAUACAGGCUUGACUUUUGCAGUGUAGAUAGGGGCGUAAGACGCUACUGUCUGAAUUAAGGUUUCUUAUGUUGGUGAUUUUAUCAUACUCAGAAGCCCAUUCUUUCCGAUGCACCGAGCUGCCCUCUCAGCGUGGAGGGGAUGCUCUUUUCAUCUUUGUGCCAUUAUCAGAAUUGCUACAAUCCCUCUUUCUGGCAUUAUCUUCCCUCCGAUGUCCAUAGACUUUAGGCAGACCUAAGUCCUGUAUUAACACUUCUACAUCUUGCCGUUUUUAACUAUGUUCUUUCUUACGUUUUAAUGAUGUCUGCCUGAAGGCGCUACAGCAGCAUAACUGAUUGAUUGAUUGUAUCAGAACCUUGCAUGAUAAGCAGCAAGACAAGGAAUGGGUGGGAUAUUUUCACAAUUUGCCAGAUUCACUGACUUCACUGCUGGUGCUGCUGACUACUGCAAAUAACCCUGAUGUGAUGAUUCCUGCAUAUUCUAAGAAUCGAGCCUAUUCUAUCUUCUUCAUACUCUUCACUGUGUUGGGAAACCUGUUUCUGAUGAACUUGCUGACAGCAAUAAUAUACAAUCAGUUUCGAGGAUACCUUCUGAAAUCGGUUCAGUCCUCGCUCUUGAGGAGACGUUUAGGAAUCCGGGCUGCAUUCGAAGUGCUGUGCUCCCUGAAGGAGAGUCCUGUCAGUACAAAUGAAUUGUGUGUCAGUGCUAAUACCUUACUACAAGUGCUUCAAAAAGUUGAAAUGGAUUCUUGCUGCAAGCAAGCCAUCUUGAGGACAGUUCGGUCAUGCCCUCAUGGCAUACUGUCAGCUGCCCUGUUUCAGAAACUCUUUGAUGAACUUGACAAAGAUCCUGUUAAACAGCAUCCUCCCAAACCAGAGUACCAGUCUCCUUUUCUGCAGAAAGUGCAGUUUGCUUUUGGCCAUCACUUCUUUGGCUACUUAGGGAAUGUAGUAGCACUAGCAAACAUCAUUUCUAUAUGUGUCAUCUUGGUAAUGGAUGCAGAUAAGCAGCUUUCUGAACGGGAUGACUACUUCUUGGGGGCUAUAAAUUGUUUUUUUAUCCUGUACUAUCUGCUGGAAAUGCUGCUGAAAAUACUGGCAAUGGGAUUUAAAAGAUACUUAUCGUACCCAAGCAAUAGAUUUGAUGGACUUCUGACUGUAAUUCUGCUGGUUUUGGAGGUCUCAACUUUUGCUGUGUAUGGAUUUCCUCAUCCAGGCUGGAGACCCGAAAUGAUGGGGUUGCUGUCUCUGUGGGAUAUGGUGCGCCUGGUGAAUAUGCUAAUUGUAUUCAGAUUUCUGCGGAUUAUCCCUAAUAUGAAGUUCAUGGCUUUGGUUGCCAGUACAUUGCUGGAUCUGGUGAAAAACUUAAGAGCCUUUGCAGGGCUGCUGGUGGUGGUUUUCUAUGCGUUUGCUAUAACUGGCAUAGUGCUAUUUAAAGGUGCUGUUGUUCCUAUGGGAAAUACUAGUGUUGUCAAUACAACAUCUGGUAACAGCACCUUGCAGUGUGGCACCUACGAGCAGUUGGAGUAUUGGCCAAACAACUUUGAUGACUUUGCUGCUGCGGUAGUAACUCUCUGGGAUGUCAUGGUGGUGAACAAUUGGCAAGUUUUCCUGGAUGCAUUUUCAAGAUAUUCAAGUCCGUGGUCAAAGGUCUAUUUUGUAGCCUGGUGGCUAAUUUCCUCUGUCAUCUGGGUCAAUUUGUUCGUAGCCUUACUUCUGGAGAACUUUAUUCACAAGUGGGACCGUCACUCCCAUCGGCAGUCUCUCUCAGAAAUUGAAUACCAGACAACAGUGGAAUUAAUGUUCAGGGAUGUUUUGGAAGAACCUACAGAGGAAGAGCUGAUGCAAAAACUGCACCAGCAUCCACACCUGCAACUGUGUAGAUGACAGAUUGGUGGGAGGACCAAUUUAUUCACGCCUUUUUUGCAAUAAGAUUGUCAGCUGGAGGACUGAUAUUGCAGUGAAACGGAAUGGAUUUUCUGUAAAGUGCUAUUAACCUGAAAGCGUACAGGAAAGCAUGUAACAUUGUAGUUGGCAUUUUGAUUUGACUCUUGAACACCACCUACAAUGCAGAGCACUCUGCAGGGAGAACUUUUUUUUAUUUUAUUUUUAAUCGGCUCCUUUUUAAAAGAAAUAUUUAAAUUCUUCUAAUUUGACUUGAUUUUAGAGUCAUUUUAUGGGAAUAUGCAGCUGUUAUUUUUAUUAAGUGUCAGGACAAGGAGUUGUAGACCAUUUUAUUUGAUUUUUUUUUUUUAAGAAGGAAGACAGUAUUAAAAUGACAGUGCACUUUAAUGCAAACACUUAUAACCACUAUGCCUGCUGCUUUUUUGCACCAUAAAUAAUGGAACUGCCUAUUUUGGCAUUCAGUGUGUGCCAAGGACAGUGCCUUGAAAUUCUUGAAUGAAUUAGGCAGUUAUGCUCUAGAUUCUCAGCCUUUUUGUAAUAAGGGAAAUUGAAACACUGUUUGUAUUGAAAUAUGAUGCCAGCAUUCUUUUGUUUACUAAAUGUUCAUAAUUAUACAAUCCUGUUCAAAAGUUCAGGUUGAAGGUGGA